GUUCCUCCCCACUAUCCCACUAUUGACAAUGGAGAAGUAUGAGAAGGUGUCCCGUUUGGGCAGAGGCGCGGCAGGAGAAGUCUUCCUGAUGAGACACACCGAGGCCAAGAGUCUGCAUGCCGUGAAAAGGAUCAAACUGGGAAGCAAACACACACAGGCGGCCAUUCUUCAAGAGGCGGAGAUCAUAAGGAAGCUGGAGCAGCCUCACAUUGUGAACUGCAGCGACGCCUUCGCGAGCCCUGCGGACGGCUUUAUUUACAUCGUGAUGGACUACUGUGACGGCGGCACCUUGGACGACCAAGUCCAAGAGAGGCAACCGGGUCGUUUCUUUCCAGAAGGAGUGGUCAUGGGCUGGUUUGUGCAAGUCGCCCUGGCUGUUAAUUAUGUACACAAAGCUAAAAUAGUUCACAGAGACAUCAAAACGUCCAACGUGUUGCUGACAAAACGAGGCACGGUGAAGCUAGGAGACUUCGGGGUGUCCAGAAUCAUGACGAGCACGGCUGACAUGGCCUCCACUUGUGUCGGAACUCCUUGCUACCUCAGCCCCGAACUGUGCCAGGAUGUGCCAUACGGAUCCAAGUGUGACAUCUGGGCUCUGGGCUGCCUGCUGUACGAGAUCUGCGCUCUAAAACCCCCUUUUGCAGCGACCAACCUCCUCAGUCUGUUCAUCAAGAUCACCAAAGGAGAGUACCAACCCCUGCCUGAACUUUACUCUCGAAAUGUCAGCUUUCUGAUGCACGGGAUGUUGUGCGUUGAACCUGAAAACAGGCCAAGCGCCGCCUGCAUCGUUGACAGCGCCUUUGUCCAAGAACAUUUACGGCACAUUCAAUACGAAGACACACAGACGAUGCAACACUUUCCUCCGGACGAGGACAUCGGCCGUCAUGCUCCCUGUGAGCAAAGUUUGAGCGAGGUAGAGGAGGAUGGUGCUAGUGGUUGCUUCUACGCUGACAACUUUGACGAGGGGGAAAGUUUGUCUUCCUUAGAAGAAGGGAGUCAACAUUCAGACUUAUCAUCAAGGAGCCACCCCGCGGAACCUCUUGUGUUUUCCCAAUGUUGCCACGGUGACCAAACUGAGUAUCCAGAUGACUUUGAGGAUGAAGAGGAGAAGGAAGAAAGCGAGGCGUUGAUAGAUGGGAUUCACGCUUCCUCUCUCCAGCAUGAUGAUUCUUUGGAUGAGUUCCAGCUCUGUGAUGCCGGAGGAAUGGCCGUCACGCUGAAGGCCUUGAAGGAAAAGGGAUGA
Nerophis ophidion (straightnose pipefish) is the source of this 1243-nucleotide messenger RNA. It is a transcript of the gene nek12, whose product is annotated as NIMA-related kinase 12. Bases 29 to 1243 code for a protein of 404 amino acids. Gene Ontology annotation, biological process: protein phosphorylation. NCBI's taxonomy places the organism in Eukaryota, Metazoa, Chordata, Actinopteri, Syngnathiformes, Syngnathidae. The record is from RefSeq and is a predicted model, not a curated record. The transcript has 2 exons. Gene Ontology annotation, molecular function: protein kinase activity; ATP binding.